AUGCCGACCAACCUCGUGAUGAGCUAUUCCGUGACGGCGAGCAAGAACGGCGCAACCUCACGGCGCUUCCUGCUGUACCUUAGCAUCAUCUCGUCCUGUUUCUUCCUCGUCGCCGACUACAUCCUCUCACUGACGCCCAUAAUGGUGACGGCAGCUGCAUUGAUCUGGGUGGGCAUCGCCAUGUGCUGGGACAUGCUGUGGCAUGGCCGCCGCCGUUUGCCGAGGGGAGAUUACCUCGUCAUCUGGCUGAUGGUUCUCGUGGACGUCGCCAAGGGUCCAGAUCUGAUGCUGCUUGUUGGCCUCGCCGUCACCUCGAUGCAGCUAGCCUUUCGGCUCUCUGCGAUCCGUGUGUUUGACGCGGAGCACACGAGUCGCACGGAGCGAAGCUCAACACUAAACGCGCUGGGGAGGGAUGCAGUGCUGGAGGCCGACGGCGAGAAGGUUUUGAUCCUGCACCUCGCGCGCGGCCCCAACUCCUGCGACCCCGGCAUGGAGGACCGAGCGAGGCCUCGCUGA
Messenger RNA from Emiliania huxleyi CCMP1516, 516 nucleotides. RefSeq lists its product as hypothetical. Bases 1 to 516 code for a protein of 171 amino acids. The transcript has a single exon. The record is from RefSeq and is a predicted model, not a curated record. Lineage: Eukaryota; Haptophyta; Isochrysidales; Noelaerhabdaceae.